This is a messenger RNA of Labeo rohita (rohu), 3372 nucleotides long. It is a transcript of the gene stimate, whose product is annotated as STIM activating enhance. Gene Ontology annotation, molecular function: calcium channel regulator activity. Lineage: Eukaryota; Metazoa; Chordata; Actinopteri; Cypriniformes; Cyprinidae. Bases 750 to 1646 code for a protein of 298 amino acids. Gene Ontology annotation, biological process: activation of store-operated calcium channel activity. The transcript is spliced from 8 exons. The record is from RefSeq and is a predicted model, not a curated record. Gene Ontology annotation, cellular component: membrane; cortical endoplasmic reticulum.
GACGCAGUAGAUGGUCGCGUAAUGAGUGUAAACGGCACCUGAAUGCAUUGGAAAAGGAAGUGUCCUGCCUUUACGGAUAAUAUCUCUCUUUAUCAGAUACGUAUGUGACUAGUUUGGACGCUUACCUUCUUAAACCGGCGCAAAUUCAGAAUCAACUCUUCUCCUGAAAGCAGCGGUGGCGGUUUUUUCGUCAGCUGGUUUGCUAGCAGAAGCGCCUGACCGGACUCUCGCUAUAAAUCAGCAGAACUACCCAACGAGCUGAGUGUUAUUUGCCUUUCUAAAUGAGCUAUAAAGGGAAGUGAAGUUUUAAACGUUAUAUUUCUGGACUUAAUUUAACUGUACGCGUUUAACGGCUUUAAUUUACACGGUGUGUUUUCUAGCAGCUAACGUUAACCGCACGCGCUCUAUGAUAAUAUAACCGAUAAAUGUCUCCAUGACAACGUGUGUGUUGUAGCACAGCUACCGUUGCACAUCUCAGUCUGUAGCAUGUUUACUUGAUGCUGAAGGAGAUGUUUAUACAGCACAACCUGCUGACAGAUAUUAGGUAGCUCACAACUGGAUGGCGACGCAUCGAGGUCCAGUAUGAAACACGAUACGUCUGCGCUUCAGUAACCGUGACCGGAGGCUCAUAGGAGAGAGCCUUCAUUAUGUACCUUAGCUGUAUCAUCGUCCUGUCGAUCAUCUCCACUUCUCGAGACUGAUAUUUUGUGGCUUUUUCUAAACACUCGUGAUCCUGUAAGUGUUGCGCAAUGGCGGGUGUUGGGGUCAGUGUGCUGGCGCGGGGUCAGCUGCCGUCUGCUUCCUCCAACUCCUCACCCACUGAUCCUGAUGCCCGGGGAUGCUCCAACGGGGACUUCAUGGACUCCUUUGGCAUCUUCCUGCAGGGCCUGCUGGGAGUGGUGGCCUUCAGCACCCUUAUGUUGAAACGCUUCAGGGAGCCCAAGCACGAACGGAGACCCUGGAGAAUCUGGUUUCUGGACACCUCCAAACAGGCCAUAGGGAUGCUGUUCAUUCACUUUGCCAAUGUCUACCUGUCUGACCUCACAGAGGAGGACCCAUGUUCACUAUACUUGAUCAACUUCCUUUUGGAUGCGACACUGGGCAUGCUGGUGAUCUAUGGCGGCGUGAAGGCCGUUAGCGCUGUGGUUGAAUGGAGACAGUGGGAUUCGCUGCGUUUUGGAGAGUAUGGUGAGCCGGUUCAGUGCAGUGCCUGGGCGGGUCAGUGUGCUCUCUACAUUCUUAUCAUGAUGUUUGAGAAGGUCAUGAUCAUGUUGGUCCUCCUUAUUCCACAAUGGAAGAAGCUGGCUACGCUCAACCCCAUAACAAACCCUCAUCUGGAGCUAGCUAUCGUCAUGCUAAUCGUCCCGUUUUUCGUCAACGCUCUGAUGUUCUGGGUGGUAGAUAACUUCCUUAUGAAGAAGGGCAGAACAAAAGCCAAACUGGAGGAGAGGGAAGCAGAAGAUGACCCUCGUGGCAACAACAAAGUGCGCUAUAGACGUGCACUGUCACAUGAUGACUCUGAAUCAGAAAUUCUGUUCUCCGCAGAUGACGAAAUGGAGGAUUCAGAUGGUGACGACGAUGUACGAAGACUCACAGGGCUCAAGCCUGUUAAGAAAAAGAAGCACCGUCUUGGUAUUCCAGUUUGAAUUCAAAUCAGUUUAGACUUGAGGCCUCCCUCAUUCUCAUGAGCCCACUUCAUUUACCUGAACAUGGAUCAGUAUGUGAGGGGCAUGAAGACUAACUCAACCUAUGAUUUGUGGGGUAAAGAACCCAUGCUCCGGUACACAAGAGGAGCCUCUAGACAUCAUUAGAAUGAUUCUGGCUCAUUGGAGAUGAUCAGACCAUAACAUUUUCAGUCUGUCAACGUUUUUGUGCACAUUCAUAGUUCUCUUCUGUGGCUGCUUUGUCAUGCUUAAAGAACAUUCGAUUCUCCAGUGGAUAUACAACACGACUACAUCGCCUCCUCGCAUCUGUCCAGCCUUUAAACUUAAAGCGAUUCAAAAUCUUUUAAAAUGUGUCUACGUUACAAAUAACAUGCUGUUAUUCUACUGAAACAAGUACCUUUAAUCAUAUGCAUGUGAUUGAUCACACUGACUUGGACGUUCAAGGUCACUCGAAGUUGGUUCCAAAGCGAGUUUGUGUGUGUAGCUACGGCUGAGAGUUUUGUGAGGAAAUUGUGCUGAUGAAAUGUUACUGAAUAACAUCGGUCAGCAGUGUUAUGAGCCAGCAUUAUAAUACAGUUGGUACAGUCUGCUUGCAAUGUGUUUUUAACCGAUUUGUGAAGGUACGUAAAUCCAGGGAUGCCUCUUUCAGACCCCUGACUGGGAUGGUUUGUCUUACUGUUGCUUUUCAAAGUGUAUCUGCCUCAAUUCAGUGUCGCUGUGUUCUAACACUGAUCUUUUUCAACAGUUGUUUUUGUUGUCUGUAUGGCCUCCUAAAAAGACAGCUCUACCAAAAAUGUUGUUUCAAACCUGUAUGAUUUUCAUUCUUCUGCAGAAUAUUAUCAAGAACACUGCGGUCCCAAACAACAUCGGACCCCACUGACUUCCACUGUAUAAAAGUCAUGCAGCUCUUGAACAGCUUUUCAUUUUUGGGUGAACUGUCUUUAAGUUUUUGUUUCUGUUUUGCUACUCACUGCAGGGUAGAUGCUGUGGUGCGGAUGCUUCUGUAACCUCUUGCACAGUUUGGUGUUACAUUGUGAUGUCUUUGUAUGCGGUAUUACCUUCAAGUUUUCUAUGUUUUUAAGCAUUCCCCUUUGUCUCUAUAUGAUAUUUAGCACUCGGACACUGUCAAACUUUAAAUACUAAACCAGCAGGCCUUUCUUCCCAAUGCUUUCUCAUCCACCCUCACAUUUUUCUGCUGUUAUUUGAUUCCAACACUGAAGCACAGAUCCUUGGAGAAUGAUGUGUUUGCACCAUGCAUUCUCUGCAAAAAUCGUAAAACUGACACUGUCAGAUUCGUCUUUGUAAUGUGAAGAGAAAGUUGCCUGUAGGUUUGGAGUUGGAGUGAAUGUAAUUGGGAGUACAGGACCAGCCGUCUUGCCGCUUGUAUUGUUAAACUGAUAUUUAAUGGACCAAGUUUGUGGGAUUACUAUGUUUGCACACGGUUUGUGUUUUACAGGGAAGAAAUAAAACCAGGCUUACUGGUCAGGCCUGCUUGGAUGAACAGGUUACUGAUAAGGUGGAAAACUAGAAACUGCCUUUCCCUCUCCAGGUUUGAUUCUGACUUUUAUUACAGACCAAUCUUGGCUACAGUUGGUGGCGAAUGAAACAAUUGGAUGUGGAGGGGUGUUAAGUACUAAACAAUAUUAGAUGAAUCAGAAUUACUGACAAAUUAUCUUAUGUAUGCUUUUUUAAUAAACAGUGUAAAAUA